AUGGCUUGGGAUCAUCUCUCAAUCACCAAGCCACAUUUGGUGUAUAUCAUCCUCGGUGGUUUUACCUCACUUUUCAUGUUAUGCUCCUCCAUUAUCAAGGAGCGCAUGUACAUUGGUGAAGCUACCGUGGCUACGAUAUGUGGACUCAUUUUUGGCCCUCAUGCUGCCAACCUCAUUGAUCCCCAAACAUGGGGCAACGUUGAUGAGGUUACUCUCGAGUUUUCGAGAAUCGUACUUGUGGUGCAAUGUUUUGCCGUCGGUGUCGAAUUGCCCAAGUUCUACAUGGAGAAGCACUGGAAAUCCGUCGUGUUUCUCCUGCUACCCGUCAUGACCUUUGGUUGGCUAAUCACAAGCUUAUUCAUUUGGUGGAUGGUCCCCACGCUGAACUGGCUGGAAAGUCUUACGGUUGCAGCCUGUGUCACGGCUACUGAUCCCGUCUUGGCUUCCUCCGUCGUCGGUAAGGGAAAAUUCGCCAAACGUGUGCCAAAGCAUUUGCGAGACUUGCUUUCCGCCGAAUCGGGAUGCAACGACGGCAUGGCUUUUCCAUUCAUCUACCUCUCCCUGUAUCUUAUUCAGGAGCACCUCGACGCCAAGCAGACCACGUACCACUGGCUUGUCUAUACAGUUUUGUACGAAUGUAUUUUUGGUGCCAUUUACGGUUUUCUGAUUGGAUACUUUGCGCGACACGGAAUCAAGUACGCAGAAAAGCACGACCUGAUUGAUCGAGAGAGUUUCCUCGUCUUCUACUUCACCUUGGCCUUAUUCUGCGCCGGAUCUGGCAGCAUCCUGGGUGUCGACGAUUUGCUUGUUGGUUUCGCAGCCGGUGUCGGCUUCUCAAACGACGGAUGGUUCUCGUCCAAGACGGAGGAGUCGCACGUCUCCAACGUUAUCGAUCUUCUCAUCAACUUGGCCUAUUUUGUCUUUCUGGGUACAAUCAUUCCAUGGGACCAGUUCAACAAUGCCGAUCUGGGACUCACAGCUUGGCGACUGGUUGUUAUUGCCAUUUUUGUGAUCCUGUUUAGGCGCAUCCCCAUCAUGCUGGCACUGAAACCAUUCAUACCGGACAUCAAAACAUGGCGAGAAGCUGUCUUCGCGGGACAUUUUGGCCCAAUCGGAGUAGGCGCCAUUUUUGUCGCCAUUCUUGCCCGCGCCGAGUUGGAGACCGAAACCACGAUUCCAUUGGCAGAACUGCCGCCCGAAGAUCACGAACACUACCACCUCAUAGCCCUUGUAUGGCCCAUUGUGACAUUCAUGGUGGUUGCAUCGAUUGUAGUACACGGGUCGUCUGUCGCUGUUUUUACCCUCGGCAAGCGCAUCAAUACGCUCAGCAUCACCAUGUCUUACACGGCAGCUCCAGAGGACGGUCCUUCCUGGAUGAAUCGCUUGCCAAGAAUCUCGUCGCAAUCGAGGUCCCAGGCCCGAACUACUGAUUCAGAUUAUGAUGACCUCAAAAUGCCUGAAUAUCCCCCCGGUACCUUGCCACCAACAGGACUGCCUGGUCAAUUCUUGCGACGACAGAGGGAAGAAGACAACCCAAGUAGAACGCAUAGCCGGACUGGUAGUCGCGCGUCGUCACGUCGGCGAUCACGAAAGAAGUGGGAUGCUGGCAUUGGCCCUGGUGGACCUGUGUCUGAGUCUGCCAUUUUCCCGCAACGACGAAGUGCCAGCGGAAUCUCAGAACCCAUGUCGCCGACUUCACCUAGUGGAAACCUUGAACCAGGAACUCAGGAUACCUCUGGAAUGCUCACAGAUGAUGAGACCGCACACAGCCAGAUGCGCGAGAAGGGAUCACAGUCCUCACAAGAUUUUGACAAGGACCCCGAGAAGGCUGAUGAUGGCGAGUCCGGGGAAGAUGCCGGCCGUCAAAGUGAACGUGGCCGCCAGCAGGCACCCGAGGUCGAAAUUUACGACGAAGGCGAUCACAUCGUUGUUGAGGAUGAGGAGGGCCAAGUUCUUGCUGUCGAGCCGGGCAAGACGCAGCAUCAUGAAGCUGGCGAGGUGCUUCAUAGCAUCGAGGGGCUAAAGGAGAACGCCAAGCAGGAAACGUCGAAACCCGGCUGGACCUACGAAUCUUUGAAGAAGAGACUGGUGGACUUCAAGGAUGAAGAAGUACAGAAGAGAAAGGCUAAGAGCAGUUCGGAGCGGAAACACGCGCCCGCCCGCGCCUACCAGUUCGGAAACACUAUCAUUGUUGAGGACGAAGAUGGAGAGGUUGUAAAGAAGUACGAACUGCCGUCCCAGAAAGAAGAGGGACAAGGAGGCAAUGACUUGAUGGCUGCCAGUCUCAAAUACAUGGGAAUGGGCGGUCUGGUCAAGCAAAACCCCAAGCCCAAGGAGCAAGGCGGCGAGUCGGCAGCAGGACCAAGCGAAGAUCGACCCAAGCCGCCGGGCAGACAGUCAACCUUGACCAGCUGGGCCGCGUUCAACAAAUCAGGAGCGGGUGAAGCUAAAAAGAAGAAUAAUGCUAAUACUGAGGGGCAAGAUCUCAAUGAGGAGGAAGACGACCACAAGAUCAGAUUCACAAUCGGCGGCGAAGGCCGAAGAAUGAACAAGGAGGACUUCUUGAACGAGGUUCGGAAGAUGGACGCACGCACCAAACGCCAAGUGCUCGAGAAUUCGGAUGCCCCAGCCGCAAUCCGAACGCUUGCUACGAAGCAGCAGAGUGGCGCCCCAAAUAUUACGAUUUCUGCCCCCAAUUCCGGCCCUAGCUCUGGCGUGGCAACACCAUCGUCGGCCACAAAAACCAACAAAAGCUCCGACGUCAAGAUCGCUGGCGCUAACACACCACGCGAGAGCAGCAAUUCUCCGGCGAGGGCCGAGCCUUCUAGAGGCCGAUCUACCACGACCUCCAAGCCAGCGACUGAGAAGUCGCCGGUUGGUCGAUCAGAGGGUGCCAUCAGUGACACACCCGAGACAGCCGUCGAGCGGCGCCGUAGGCUGGCUGCAUUGUCUGGCAUGCGUUCAGAGGAAGAGUCGCGGGGAGAACAGGAAACACCGGCUGAGAGAAGACGGCGCGAGGCAGCUUUGGGCCUGGGCAGCCCAGGCGCUGAAGAUAGCGACAGCGAAGAUGACGAUACACCCCGUGUGCCUCCUGCGAGACGUGGUAUAAGGUUCGCAGACGCUCCGCCACGAGGACAAAAAUAG
Messenger RNA from Pestalotiopsis fici W106-1, 3144 nucleotides. RefSeq lists its product as uncharacterized. Lineage: Eukaryota; Fungi; Ascomycota; Sordariomycetes; Amphisphaeriales; Sporocadaceae. Gene Ontology annotation, cellular component: plasma membrane. Gene Ontology annotation, biological process: sodium ion export across plasma membrane; regulation of membrane potential; proton export across plasma membrane. The record is from RefSeq and is a predicted model, not a curated record. The coding region runs from base 1 to 3144 and encodes 1047 amino acids. The transcript is spliced from 2 exons. Gene Ontology annotation, molecular function: sodium:proton antiporter activity.